UAUGAAUUAAAAAAAAAAUUCAUAUUCCUUAAAUAUAAUAGUAAUGCAUUCUUCUAUAAAUCUCCUUCUUUAAAAUAUAAUUUAUUAGAUUUUUAUUGUAAUUUCAAGACAUUUACUUUCGUAUUUGUAAACAAAAGAAACUGCAAUUAUAGAUCCAUUUGUGUGUGUGUGUCAAAGAUCAAACUGGAUAUUAAAAAAGUUUACGUGUACGUAAGAGAAUAUGACGGUAAACUUGUAGAAAUUUUCGAAAUGAAAACGAAGUGAAGCGGAACAAUUAAUUAGAUCGCUCCUACUAAUUAUAUAAGUUCUUUACAGAGAAUUUAAUUUUAUCGAUAAUGUUAAAAGGUGUACAUAGAAAAAUUCAUUAAUUUUCUAAAUUGCUUAAGAAACUAUAAGCUUCUUCGUAUGAUUCAUAAUAUUCCAUCCUAGUUGUUUAUAAGCUAGUUAGAAAUUUCUGAAUAUUUUAUUAUCGCAUACCUACACGCUCUUUGCAUUUAAAUAUUAGUCAUGCAAGAACUGUGUUCAACGAUCAUUCUCAAUGCACAGGAUAUGAUUAGGAGGAAUAUAUCAAUAUUUUUCCUAUUUUUCAUAUUAAUAUUAAUAAUAAUAACGAUAAUAAAUAUUUUUUCAUUAAAAAGGAAAAUGGAAGAAAUUAAAUAAAAAUUAUCAAUUUGAUUUUAUUACAUUAAAUAUCGCUCGACAAUGUUGGACAUUUCUUUGUACAUACGAUGUCAAAUAAAUUCUAAAUAAUAGAUUAAAGGAGAAAAGAGAAACAUUGAAAUUAUUCAUUUGAUUUUAUUAUUAAAUAAUAUCGAUAAAUUGUGUUAUUCGUUUCUUUACGCGUAUCUAACAGAUAACAGAUAGUAUAUUAUUGUAAAACCAAAUGUAGGUUUUUUCUUUUUUUUUCUUUUUCUUUUUUUUACUCGCGAGAAGUAGUAGAGAUAGUUAUUUGUUCGGAGGUACGCACAUAGCGCAGACUCGAGGGCUCGUUUACUCCUAAUUCUAGUUGGCUUUCAUUCGUUAUUCCACGUUGUUACAGCAACAUUCGUAGUCGUGUUCUUCGCUCUUGUUCCAUCACUUUGCAUCCCUGACCUGUUGCGUGACAGACGAAAUUUAUGAAAUAACAAAAGCAUAAUUUUCAUAUAAGAUCCCCCAUAAAAACGGAUCCUCAUUCGUACGUAGAGGAUACUUAAUGAUAUAUACGCAAUUGUACGAUCGCAUUGUUACAUCUACACACACAUACAUAUAUAUGUAUAUAUACCUACGAAUGUAUGGAUACUCGUAUACCUGUAGAUAGGCAGGUAAUGGUUGGUUUUAUACGUUUCUACGUGGAGUCUGAUGACACCAUGCUAAAAACGAGGAAUAUCCUUCAUGGAAAUUCCAGUAGGACGAAUUUCAAAAUUUGGUCGGUACUGGGAAAUCGAAAAAAGGGAAAGACAAACGGUAGAAUAAGAUCUAAUCAAGAAAAUACAUUUCCAUUAAGGACUCGACAAUUUCUUCAUAACGAGAACGUUAACACGUUACAUCCUAUAAACAUUGACAAGGAUUCGGAGGAGAGCUUUCAUCGGGCGAUCAGCCCGAUCUUAUGGUGGACACAAUUCUUCGGCUUGCUCCCGUUAUCCGGAAUAUCUGCGAAUUUACCGUCGAGCUUAAAAUUCAAGAAAAUCUCUUUUCGAACUGCUUACGCCAUCAUAGUAGCUGCUUCGAUAUUCGUAAUGGCGAUACUGUCGAUCAUUCACAUGAUAAAGACUCUCAAACCCGAAUCUUUCGGUAUGCGUGGUGGAAUAGCUGCGGCAACAGCCGGGGCAAUAUUCUAUGGAAAUGGUUUAUGCGGAACGAUCAUGUACCUUUGGUUAUCGCCACGUUGGGUGAUCCUUCAAAACGAUUGGAAGGCAAUGGAACAAUUCAUAGAUAGCAACAAAUAUCAACGACCACGGCUUCGUUGGAAAUUCAUAAUAAUAAGUAGCAUCAUACUUUUUUUCGCUCUCUUCGAACAUAUCGUAAGCGUAAUUAACAACAGUACUGACUUUGAAUGGGGAACAUCAAAUUCAACCUUUGCCAAUUUUUUACACAUUUACACCGUCAACUCUCAUAACUUUAUUUUGGAAAAUAUCGAUUACAACUUCGCCGUUGGUAUUUACAUAUUUAUAGUGAGCAAGAUAGCGACUUUCGUGUGGAACUUCACAGAUUUAUUCGUCAUGUUGAUUUCCACCGGUCUGGCUGAAAGAUAUAAGACAUUGAACAGGAGAUUAUUCGAUAUGGCGGAAAAGCACGCGAACAAUGUCGAUUGGAGUGAAUUUAGAAACGAUUACGCCAUCCUAAGUUCACUGGUGAAAAAAGUGGACAAUGAUAUAUCUCCGAUAAUACUCCUUUCCUUCGCAAAUAAUCUCUACUUUAUUUGUUUACAAUUAUUGAAUGGAAUAUCCGGUCCUGAAGGCGACGAUAUUUUGAGUAAUCUUUACUUCUUUGGUUCUUUUGCCUUCCUCAUUCUUCGAACGUGUGCCGUAACUUUAUUGACCGCCAGAAUAAAUGAUCAAAGUAAAACGGUACUCCCAUUAUUGUAUAAUUGUUCUUCGUCCACCUAUAACAUCGAGACACAAAGAUUGCAAUAUCAGCUUACCACCGACGAUAUCUCACUGACAGGCUUACGUUUCUUUUCCAUCACGAGGAACUUUAUGUUAGCGCUAACUGGAGCGAUCGUAACGUACGAGGUCGUGCUUCUUCAGUUCAACGUUGCUAUGAUAAAUUGAAUCAACGGUGGAAGCUACCUUCAAACAUUGUCUCUCUCUCUCUCUCUCUCUCUCUCUCUCUCUUUCUCUCUAUGUUUUUAGAUUAUUUAAUGAAGAUAUAAUACUUUGCAAAAAGGAAAAUAAAAGAAUAUAAAAAAGGCUGAUCGAAAGCAAAAAUACCCCGAUUGAAAAUUCUUAUACAUAAAUUGUUUCAACGAAUUAAGCACAAUUUAUAUCUAAAUAAGAAAAGUGUUAGAAAUAUUAAAGGAUUAAUAAUAGGAUUGUCACCUCGCAAAUGUUCGUAAUGUUAGACUGGACCGUUUGUUGUAUAUUAUUUAUUUGUACCAAUACUAGCUCAUAAGUGACGAUAGUGCCCGCAAUCUAAACAAAUGUUCAAAUAAUUUUCAAAUUUUUACGCGAUUAUAAAUUUAUUGAAUAUAUUUUUGUAUGUAUAAAAGUCUAAUCGUUAGAUUACACUUACCGUCAAGACGAGGCCUCUCGUAACAGAGAAAAAUUUCAUUCCAGUCAGGCUUAUAUUGUCGGUUGUGACUUGGGUCAAAAAUCUCAUUACCUGAAAGAAGUUUUCCAAAAAAAGAAGACCAAAAAAAAAAAAAGAAAAAAAAAACUUUUCGAAGGAACAAAGAAAACUAAGAAGAUUUGAAAAAAAAAUAAGAAUAUUAGCAUACC
Messenger RNA from Vespa mandarinia (Asian giant hornet), 3416 nucleotides. RefSeq names its product gustatory receptor for sugar taste 64a. NCBI's taxonomy places the organism in Eukaryota, Metazoa, Arthropoda, Insecta, Hymenoptera, Vespidae. Gene Ontology annotation, molecular function: taste receptor activity. The record is from RefSeq and is a predicted model, not a curated record. Gene Ontology annotation, biological process: sensory perception of chemical stimulus; detection of chemical stimulus involved in sensory perception of taste. Gene Ontology annotation, cellular component: membrane.